UCGAAAGCCGCCGAGCCUCAGUUCAGUUUUCGAGCGCGGUGGAAUAGUCGCGUUUUACAACCGCCCGAUCAACAAAACAAAGUGCCUGAUACGAAGCUAGGGAUGUGCCUUGUGUGACAGUGUUACCAGUGCCUAGUACUAAAUAUAUUUUUUAUAUUUAACGUAUUUCCAGUGAUAUUAGUUAACCGGUAUACAAAGUGAUAACAGAAUGGAGUUGAAAAGGCUAUCUAUAUGCUUGGCGCUCUUCGUGUUGGCCUACAUCUCACAUUGUUCAGAAGCACGACACUCGCUGGUUCGUCGUGAGACCAACGAUGCGAACUAUGACGACCUGCAGAACGACGAGGGUGCCGACGACGAAGCGCAGAACGACGGAGAAGGCAAUGACGAGGAAGAAGUCGCAGUGGUGGCCAAAAUAGUGACACAGUCUGCGCUCUACAACGUCACUAUAGGAAGAACUGUGCGGCUCGAGUGCAAAGUGUCACCUGCCAAUGGCGUCGUGGUGCAAUGGACUAGAAACAACACAAACUAUUUCAUCGGCACACAGAAAUCAUAUGAACAGGACCUGUCUUCGUACAGCGCCGGCGACAGAUUCUCCAUUGCCGCAAACUCCACGGACCUGUUGAUAAGAGACGUGAGGCCGUCUGACAGUGGCCUGUACACCUGCGAGGUCCUGCAGGUCGACCCGGUCAAGAUACAACAUAACCUGGCCAUUCUGGAGUCACCUAGGAUUGUCAAGUUCACGGCAACGGACAACGGCCAACUUCUGGAAGGCUCGGACUUGCUGCUGACCUGUGACGUCACGGGUUCCCCACCACCGAAAAUCGUGUGGUCCAGGGAUGAAGACAAUGUUAACAAGCGUUUGCAAGAAGACGACGCAACGUUCGUCGGCAACACACUAUCCAUCAGGAAUGUAAAACGCUCGCAUUCUGGCAGAUACUACUGCUACGUGUUCAACGGAGUGGGUACAAACCAGGCCGAGGUCAACGUCGUUGUUAGAGGCAGACCACGUGUGCAUAUUAGUAGGACAGUAGUCAACUCUGCUAUUGGCGUCGAGGCCAUCUUGGAGUGUGCCGUUCAUGACGAUGCUGCUUCCCACAUCCGCUGGUACAAGGACGGGCACCGUAUCGAGGACUCGUCCCGCGCGUACAGCGUCAGCACGGACGGACAGCGCUCCAACUUGUCCGUCAUCCCGCGCCAAGAUGACGACUUCGGCACUUUUACUUGCGAGGCGGAAAACGAUCAAGGCAGCCACAACAGGUCGAUCGACCUGGUGCAGAGCCCGGUGCUGGAAGACCUGCAGGUGGACGGGCCCAAGAUCUCGCUCACCAUCCACUCGCACCAGCCCGUCGAGGUCAUCGAACUACAACUGAAAGGACUUGAUGGGGACACGGAAUGGAAGACCCUGAACGUGCCAGUGCCGCAAAGCAGUAACCCUCACGAGUACCAAGUGGACUACUCCCUGGAGAACGACCUUACUGAUGGGGGGAAAUACGAGGUCACCGUCAAAGUCAAGAACGAUAAGAGUUGGAGCGCGCACACCAACCCAGCUAUCGUUGACUUCGAAUCACGUCCACAGCCCAUCCAGCACGCUUCAGUAUAUCGAUCCAGUGCACCCUCAGCAAACUCCACGCCCUUCUUCCUGGUGACCGCGCUGAUGUACCUCCUCGUGCGAAUGUAAAAUGACAUGAAUAGCUUAAUUAUUUAUUUUUAGUAUCAAGUAAUGGUAUAAGACAAAAUCUUCAUUGUAGACCGGGAGCUGGUGAACAAUUUUUUUCCUAGCAAAAUCUUAUUUUUUGGAACGAAGUUUACGCAGCUUGCGCUAAUAGUUAACUGGUAGAAAUCGUCACGUAAGGAAAAUGCUAUGUAUCCUCUCAAUACGGAUGAUCCAAUUCCACCCGUCAUAACUCAGCUAUACCUAAUCGUCAGGAGUACCUAAAACAUUAUAAUGUUUUAGUUGAACAUAAAUUUUCCCAAAAAAACACAUUUUUUCUAUUUUCUUAAAUAUGUUAACGAAACGCAUCAACGUCAGAUGUAGGCGACAUUAAAAAAAAGGAAAAAAUUUGCUUGCUCUUGAUUGAAAAUAUCUUAUGCGUAGCGCAUUAUAAUUGUCUGAUGACUCGACUCAUACACCUUAUGAACCUAUAUCGACAAAUAAAAUUCGGUUUAAGAACUUACCUGCAUUAUCUAUUGACCAGUUAAAGUUAUUAUUUUUAUUUUUUACCGGUAUUUAAACACUUUUUAAAUUGUUCACUAGCUCUUAGAAUGUUCGCUGUUUUUUUUUUGUAAUUUUUAUUCUAUCGAUGUUAAAACACCGCUUGUAGAUGUAAUGAAAAAAAAGUCGGUUAGUAAAAAUAUCGAAUAAAAAACAUUGCAGAAUUUUUGCAAGUAAUAUAACUAUCUAUUGACCUUAUUGCAUAACAAAAGUGCAGAGUUUAAAAAAGUAUAAUUAUAGUUUAUUUUCGUAUUAAAUAUUCAUGACAAUGUGAAUGAAAUAGAAUUGAGGGUAAACUUAUUACACGCAACCGAGCUCAAUGGCACAUAACCCAGCCAAAUAGCACGAUACUUUGCUCGAUGGCACGUGACAGGUUUCAGUGGCACGCUACUUUACUCGAUGGCACGCUGCUUGGCUCGAUGGCACACGGUCCUUCAUACAAUAGCAGGAUGCCUCUGCAUGGCAGAUAUGAAACUAUGUAAUUGAUUUAUGGAAACAAAACAGAAAAGACAAGUUCAAAUUGGUUUCACUUAUAUUGUAUUUAUUUUUAAAGGAGUCAGUGUUUUUUUGUAUUCGUGAUAUUUUAUGCAAAAAAUAGUACAAAUAUUCGAUUAUUUUUUUCCCCCCUUUUUUGAUUAUCCGAAGUAACUAAGUCUUACAAAUGCCAAGUUACUUAAAUUUUUCCGGCAACUUUUAAUUAAUAAAAUAAGAAUGGUAACUAUUAAUU
This is a messenger RNA of Pararge aegeria (speckled wood butterfly), 2939 nucleotides long. RefSeq names its product lachesin-like. The record is from RefSeq and is a predicted model, not a curated record. Bases 209 to 1678 code for a protein of 489 amino acids. Lineage: Eukaryota; Metazoa; Arthropoda; Insecta; Lepidoptera; Nymphalidae. The transcript has 14 exons.